Chlorocebus sabaeus (green monkey) is the source of this 4611-nucleotide messenger RNA. The record is from RefSeq and is a predicted model, not a curated record. Lineage: Eukaryota; Metazoa; Chordata; Mammalia; Primates; Cercopithecidae.
UAAUAGCUAUGUAGAUAAGAAUAAAACAGAUGAAUUAUGUGCUUGUUAAAUUAAUCUAACUGCCUCUUUCACCGUCUUUACUAUAGAUUAUUAUCCAGUAUUGAUUGUCCUCCUUUUAUUCAGUCCUUGAUCCCAAAGUAAGAGAAAUUGAUGAGGAUAUGUGCAUUGUGUUAUGUCUGAUCACAGUUUGACUAGCAGAGUCUGGAAGUGGGUUGUACAGGAUGAGAGAGAGAAGCCUAAUUGCUCUCCCAGCAUCAGCAGCAUCUAUAAAGCAUCCUGGGAAUUGCUUGCCCUACGUUCAGAGCAGCUGGUCACAUGAGCCUGAAUUUUCAGUUCAGUUCAUUAGUCAGCCAUUUUGGUCAACACCCUGCUUACUGCGCACGGCCAAUCCUAUGAGAACUCAGCAUCCCAUCUCAUCUGAGCAGAUCCUGGAAGUGAUUUCUGCAGCUCAGGAUUUUUUUUUUAAGCUACACUGAAAAUAUAGGUUUAUUUUUUGUUCAGGUUUUUCUUUUGUAUUUUUUUCUGCACAAAGGAGGAGGAUUUUUCACUUAUUCAUAUCGAGGCCAGAUUUUUAAAGCCAGCUAAGGCAGCAUCGGCUGUGCAGGAUUUAAAGCCUAUAGCUCUGCUGAAAAAAAAGGUGGGGGGCAGGGAAAGGAAGAUAAAAGGAGAGGAAGCUGGGAGAAGACAAGCAUCAUUUUAUUUUGCUAUGUGGUAGGAACUGUCUGUAAGAUAGUGUAGAAUUGUUUAUCUUGAGCAGUUUGUUCUUAAACUAUAAGCUGAGUCAUCAUGUCUGCUCUGACGCCUCCGACCGAUAUGCCAACCCCCACCACUGACAAGAUCACACAGGCUGCCAUGGAGACCAUCUACCUUUGCAAAUUCCGAGUGUCCAUGGAUGGAGAAUGGCUCUGCCUGCGAGAGCUGGAUGACAUCUCACUUACACCUGACCCAGAGCCUACCCAUGAAGACUCUUGGGAGGAUUUGACAGAUUUGGUGGAGCAAAUGCGCGAUGAUACAGAAGAUCCUAAUUAUCUCAUGGCUAACGAACGCAUGAACCUCAUGAACAUGGCCAAGCUGAGUAUCAAGGGCUUGAUUGAAUCAGCUCUGAACCUGGGGAGGACUCUUGACUCUGACUAUGCACCUCUCCAGCAAUUCUUUGUGGUGAUGGAACACUGUCUGAAACAUGGCUUGAAAGCUAAAAAAACUUUUCUUGGACAAAAUAAGUCUUUCUGGGGACCUCUAGAACUGGUAGAAAAGCUUGUUCCAGAAGCCGCAGAGAUAACAGCAAGUGUUAAAGAUCUUCCAGGACUUAAGACACCAGUAGGUAGAGGAAGAGCCUGGCUUCGUUUGGCAUUAAUGCAAAAGAAACUUUCAGAAUAUAUGAAAGCUUUGAUCAAUAAGAAAGAACUUCUCAGUGAAUUCUAUGAACCCAAUGCCCUCAUGAUGGAAGAAGAAGGAGCCAUAAUUGCUGGUCUGUUGGUGGGUCUGAAUGUCAUUGAUGCCAACUUCUGUAUGAAAGGAGAAGACUUGGACUCUCAGGUUGGAGUUAUAGAUUUUUCAAUGUAUCUCAAGGACGGGAACAGCAGUAAAGGUACUGAAGGAGACGGUCAGAUUACUGCAAUUCUGGACCAGAAGAACUAUGUAGAAGAACUGAACAGACAUUUAAAUGCUACCGUAAACAACCUUCAGGCAAAAGUAGAUGCAUUAGAAAAAUCCAACACUAAACUGACAGAGGAGCUUGCAGUUGCAAACAACAGGAUCAUUACCUUACAAGAAGAAAUGGAACGAGUUAAAGAGGAAAGUUCCUACAUACUGGAAUCCAAUCGGAAGGGUCCCAAGCAAGACAGAACUGCAGAAGGGCAAGCACUAAGUGAAGCAAGAAAGCAUUUAAAAGAAGAGACACAAUUACGAUUGGAUGUUGAAAAAGAGCUGGAGAUGCAGAUCAGCAUGAGGCAGGAGAUGGAAUUGGCUAUGAAGAUGCUGGAGAAGGAUGUCUGUGAGAAGCAGGAUGCCCUGGUAUCUCUUCGGCAGCAGCUGGAUGACCUCAGAGCUCUCAAGCACGAACUUGCCUUUAAGUUGCAGAGUUCAGACUUAGGAGUAAAACAGAAAAGUGAACUAAACAGUCGCUUGGAAGAGAAGACUAAUCAGAUGGCUGCUACCAUUAAACAACUUGAACAAAGAUUGCGCCAGGCUGAGCGAAGCCGCCAGUCUGCUGAGUUGGACAACCGGCUCUUCAAACAGGACUUUGGAGACAAGAUCAACAGUCUGCAGCUGGAAGUCGAGGAGCUCACCAGGCAGCGGAACCAGCUUGAGUUAGAACUAAAACAGGAAAAAGAAAGAAGAUUACAAAACGACAGGAGCAUCCCAGGAAGGGGUUCCCAGAAACCAGAAUCCAAGAUGGAUGGGAAGCACAGCAUGCAAGAGGAAAAUGUUAAACUAAAAAAGCCCCUGGAAGAAAGCCACAGGCUGCAACCCCACCCUACGGAUGAACAGGAUCAGCUGCUGCUCUCUGGAAAGCCACAGGUGUGUCAGCUAUGUCAGGAAGAUGGCAGCCUAACAAAGAAUGUGUGUAAGAACUGCAGAGGAACCUUCUGUGAUGCCUGUUCAACAAAUGAACUGCCUCUUCCUUCAAGUAUCAAGCCUGAGCGAGUUUGCAAUCCCUGUCACAAGCAUCUGAUGAAGCAAUAUUCCACCAGCCCAUCAUAAGACUGAAGGCCAAGACCUGGACCAAAACGUUUAUGCAGGCUCUUCUGUACCGGUGUUUUAGCUGUCAGGAUCUCAUAGAGCCCAGUUCUUAGAGUCAACUAAAGAGUUGAUAGGAAUUAACUAGGUCCAGGGAGAAAAGGCAGUGGUUGGGGUUACUGGAAAUUUUGCUCAUUUUCCCUAAUGACUGUAUGAAUAAAAGUGAACUCACUUGAGCCUUUCUCUUCUAAAUCUAAACAACCUGACAUUGAGGGUUUGCUUUAUAGCAUAUCUUUGGAAGGGCAACUCAUUUUUAUUAGUGAUACUGGGGUGGAUGUAAUAGGAGAGAGUCUAGGCAGAUAAGAAUAAAAAGGAAAAUGAUCAUCUCCUUCUGUUACAUUUGCAGAUUCAAGGGGGAGAGACACAUGCUGAGAUCAAAAUGACAGAUGUUACUUAUUUUUCCAGGUGCUGUUAGCAUAAACAUUGUUUCCUCUUCACCCCUACUAACUACCUCUUUAAAGUAUUUCUACCAAACUGUGAACCCAAUCUCAGGGAAAAGAAAUUAAAAAGUAAUAUAAAUUCUGAAUGUACUGAAAACAAUAUUGUAAUAUAUUAUAAUUUCAGGACUAGAAUUUUCUGGUCUUUACCUACAAGGGUUUUCAUUAUCAAAAAAAAUAAUAUUUGUUUUUCUACUCAAUGACUUCAAAGUAAAUAACUGCCCUUUUCAGAAUCUCCUUCCACAAAAUAAGCCAACUCUUCCCAGUUCCCUCCAUCUUCCUCUCCAAGUCAUAAUGGAAAUUGUAAGGAGUUUUAAAAAUAGGGUUUGGCUUUUGCAAAUAGAAGAUAUUGAUUAAAGCAAAGUCAAAUAUAGAGUAAAAUAAGUUUGUUUUCUUGAGACAGGGUCUUGUUCUGUUGCCCAAGCUGGAGUGCAGUAGUGCAAUCACAGCUCACUGAAUCCCUGUUCUCCUGGGCCUCAAGCAAUCCUCCCACCUUAGCCUCCCAAGUAGCUGGGGCUGGCCUAUUUUUUUUUUUUUUUAGUGGGGUCUCAUUGGUUGCUCAGCCUGGUUUCAAACUCCUGGGCUUAAGCAGUCCUCCCACCUUCACUUCCACAGUGCUGAGAUUACAGGCAUGAGCCACCACACCUGGCCAAGUUUAAUUUGUUGAUGGCUGAGAACAGUUAGCUUGGAAUACUUACGUUUGAAUAAGGAGUUCCUUAUUCUGAGUCAUGAAUGAAAGGUGAUAGAUGCUUUCCUGGAAAGGGCAAUACAGUCAUCCCUUGGUAUCCAUGGGGGUUUGGUUCCAGGAACCCAACUGGAUAUCAGAAUCCAUGGGUGCUCAAGUCCCAUUAUAUAGAAUGGGUUAUGUGGUAUUUGCAUAUAACCUACAUACAUCCUCCUGUGUACUUUAAAUCAUCUGAAGAUUACUUAGACCUAAUAAAAUACCUACACAUCACUUCAUUUGCAUGGAUUCAACAUAGUGCUGGGUGUUCGGCAAAUUCAAGUUUUGCUUUUUUGGAACUUUGUGGAAUUUUUUUCUUCUGAAUAUUUUUGAUUGGCAGUUGGUUGAAUCCAUGGAUGCAGAACCCAUGGAUAUGGACGGCUGACUGUACUUACACAUCUUUGAGUAACAAACUCUUAAGGGGAAAGAGAGAAGUGUAUUGAGCAAGAGAAGGCAAGAAACAAUAUAUACUAUUUUGAUUCUGUUACAUGUGUCUAUAGAUUGUUUCAUUCUAAUCAAGACCUAAGAAGGUAUGAUUCUUUCUGUGACUGGUUUAGAAUUCUGGGGAGGAAAUAUCCUGGAACCAUGUUUUUUAAUAAAUUCUGUCUCUUGGAAAGAGUUAAUAGCUUGGGAAAGAGUUGUUAUUCCAAAAGUCAGCCUGUUACUUGGUGAAGCUGAAGUUUAACAGUUCUGGGGAAAAAUAAAAUCGAAUAA